AUGGCAGAAGUUAAAAAGAGAGCAGCGUCGAGGGCAAAGAAAGCCGGCCCCAGCGUCGGCGAGCUCAUCGUCAAAGCGGUUUCCUCGUCCAAGGAGAGGAGCGGUGUGUCGCUCGCCGCCCUGAAGAGAGCCUUGGCCGCCGGCGGAUACGAUGUGGAGAACAACUCCCGCUUCAAGCUCGCUGUCAAGGGUCUCGUGCUGAAGGGAACUCUUCUACAGAGCAAAGGGACCGGCGCGUCUGGCUCUUUCAAGCUAAACAAGAAGCAGACCGAAGCCAAGAAGACCGCAACUAAGGCGAAGAAGCCCGUCGCUGUUAAGGCAAAGAAGCCCAAGAAGGUGGCGGCCAAGAAACCUGUUGCCGCCGCCAAGAAGUCCCCGAAGAAGGCAAAGAAGCCCGCAGCGGCUGGUAAAAAAGCCACUAAGAGCCCGAAGAAAGCAAAAAAGCCGACGACUCCUAAAAAGGCAGCCAAGAGCCGUGAGUUUCAAAACAGCGACAGACACAGGUAUAGAGAUGCUUAUGAUUACAUGGUAGGCUGA
Molecule: messenger RNA, 537 nt
Organism: Silurus meridionalis
Lineage: Eukaryota; Metazoa; Chordata; Actinopteri; Siluriformes; Siluridae
Product: histone H1-like
Exons: 2
Coding region: 1-537 (178 amino acids)
Biological process (GO): nucleosome assembly
Cellular component (GO): nucleosome
Molecular function (GO): DNA binding; structural constituent of chromatin
Source: RefSeq, a predicted model, not a curated record